Rhincodon typus (whale shark) is the source of this 972-nucleotide messenger RNA. It is a transcript of the gene thoc6, whose product is annotated as THO complex 6. The annotation marks the transcript as partial. Gene Ontology annotation, molecular function: protein binding. The record is from RefSeq and is a predicted model, not a curated record. Gene Ontology annotation, cellular component: THO complex; transcription export complex. NCBI's taxonomy places the organism in Eukaryota, Metazoa, Chordata, Chondrichthyes, Orectolobiformes, Rhincodontidae. The transcript has 10 exons. Gene Ontology annotation, biological process: mRNA export from nucleus.
GUAGCACACGACGGUCCGGUCUACAGCCUGGUUUCCAACAGCCGGCAGCUGAUAAGCUCCGGCACUGGAGACAUCAAAGGAUGGAAUUGGAAUGAUCUCAUUAAAAAGGGAUGCAAAGAGGCUUGGAACCGUCGACCUGCGUUUGGAACUCGCUUGGACAUCCCUGAAAUCAACAGUCUGGUGCUGAACCAGAAGGAUAACAGCCUGCUGAUGGCCUGUGGGGACAACACUGUUCAGGUGAUGGAUCUGGAGAACGGGGUUUUUACGCAAACACUGAACGGUCACCAAGACUAUGUGCACUGCGUCGCACUGAGGGACCAGCACAGGGAGUGUGUCUCGGGGAGCGAGGACGGCACAGUCAGGCUAUGGGAUCUCCGCACGGCGACUCAGGUCCAGGCGAUUGAGGUCUACAAAUACGAGGAGUGCACGAGACCCCAGCGCGGGAAGUGGAUCGCGUGCCUGUGCACGGACUCCAAUUGGCUGGUGUGUGGUGGAGGUCCUGCCCUCUCCCUCUGGCACCUGCGCUCCGUCACACCGACCACGGUGUACCCUCUCCAGGGCAGCCAGCUCCAGGCGAUGUUCUACCAGGACCUGAUCCUGACCGCGGGAGACGGGCCAGUUAUCAGUCACUGUCAGGUCAGCGGGGAUGUGAAGACGGAGGUUCCUUGCACGCCUGCUUCGGUCUACUCCCUUCGCAUCAACGAACGUUCCCAGGAGCACAAGGUCCUUACAGCAGCUGGGAGCAGCAACAAGAUUGAUGUCUUCACCAAUUUUGGAUACAGAGCUUUCUCGUUGCGAUUCACUUGAGGGGCACGUCAUUUUCUGCACAUUUCCCCCUCAUAGCUGUGGUCCCAUAAUCGAGUCCCACCCCACCAUCUCUCUGUCUCACACACUCGCGCUCUCUCUCUCUCUCCACACCUCUGUUUAUCAGUCUCUGUGUGUGUGUAUGUGUGCACACGUGUGUCUCUCUCC